Fusarium sp. VM40 is the source of this 588-nucleotide messenger RNA. The record is from the annotation of a GenBank genome assembly. Lineage: Eukaryota; Fungi; Ascomycota; Sordariomycetes; Hypocreales; Nectriaceae.
AUGUCGAGCUCUGUGUCGGGUAUCGGGGUGAUGACACCUGGCACCGCGUCCGAAGCUGAUCCCGUUGAGCUCUGGCCUGAUUCUUCAAGCGGUGGGGGAGAAACUGUGAUAUACACGCCUGCUUCAUCAGAAAUUGGUGGCACUUCGGAUGACUCUUUUGGUCUCACUCGCAAGUCCAAUCCUCACCAUGACGGCAAAUAUCUCAUCCUCGACGUCUCCCGCAGCCGUGUUUUGACGUGCUAUGAUGGCCAUCUAUAUCUUAAGCCGAUCGAUCUGAAGGAUCCUCGACGACAUGUUCCAAAACAGGCACAGUGGGAGUGCAAGGAAAGGGGCGGCUUCAAAGGUUUCAAGAAUGUUGCUGAAGGGACCUUUCUGGGCCACGAUUUCUGGUGGGAGUUCUAUGCGAAGGUCUACCACCAUAAGGGCUGGGAGGAUUUUACUCUGUGUCAUCGGGAUGGUGGCUUGUACCUGAUCCAGACCCUAGAUUGGUGGACACAGAGGCAAGUCUGUGCGAAAGAAGACGGAAAUGGCCUAUUUCGAGAGGACGAUGGGGGUACUUUGUGGGAGUUCAUCAAAGUUACGGGAUGA